AUGUCAGAGACGGAAGCGAUGCAGCCGGAUGUUCGACCCCGAGCUACUCCCAGUCCGGCACAUUCCUCAACUACGGACGACGAUCCGUCCUCGCCCGGGAGUCCGUCGGGGGGCCGCUCCCCCUCUCUCCCCUCCCCUCCUAGAGCGGGCUCCUCCCUGGCGUGCCCGCCGGUCUCCGUGCACGGGUUCUACGCCCCGCCGGGGCUGCGCCUGGGCAGCCCCCAGCCCUCGAGCAAGCCCCGUGUGUCUCCGGGGCUGACGUGCGUCGUCUGCGGAGACACGUCCAGCGGGAAACACUACGGCAUUCUCGCCUGCAACGGCUGUAGCGGCUUCUUCAAGAGGAGCGUCCGCAGAAAGCUCAUCUACAGGUGUCAAGCGGGGACUGGCAACUGCGUUGUGGACAAAGCUCAUCGCAAUCAAUGCCAGGCUUGCCGACUGAAAAAGUGCUUGCAGAUGGGCAUGAAUAAGGAUGCGGUCCAGAACGAGCGGCAGCCGCGGAACACGGCCACGAUCCGGCCGGAGAGCCUGUCGGAGCUGGAGUCGGAGCGCUUGCUUCGCGACGGAGUGGCCGCCACAGUCGCCGCGCUCUACCCGCCGCCUCCACCACAGCCGCACCACCGUGUACCACCGCCGCACCACCACCACCACCUGCUCGGAGGAACCAAAAUAGAGAGGGACCACGACCCCAAGGAAGCAUUGGAUAGUCACAUGUCCGACAUCUCUCGGGAAGAACUGCUGGAGCAGCAGCAACAACAACAGCAACGCCAAGGCAUUCCGAUGGUGGGACCGAGUGGCCCCUAUGGGCCCCAGGAAGUUGGGGGACCUGUAUUUAGUUGCCCACCACCAGGACAGGAAACCAUUUACGAGACUUCUGCCAGACUCCUUUUCAUGGCAGUCAAGUGGGCAAAGAAUCUUCCAUCUUUUGCCAAUCUGCCAUUCAGAGAUCAGGUUAUUCUACUCGAAGAAGCAUGGUCGGAGUUGUUUCUGCUGUGUGCCAUCCAGUGGUGCAUGCCCUUGGAGCAGAGUCCACCCCUCUUUACCCCGGCAGAGCAUCUGGGGACGGGACACCUGCCCAACGGUAAAGCUGCCCUGACUCUGGCUGACGUCCGGACUUUGCAGGAAACGUUGGCUCGCUUCAAGGCGGUCGGCGUUGAUCCGGCCGAAUUCGCCUGUUUGAAAGCCAUCGCUCUCUUCAAAGCCGACGCUCGUGGCUUGAAAGAUGCUCAUCAAGUGGAAGGUUUGCAGGACCAGGCGCAACUAAUGCUGCAACAACAUGUGAAAACGCAACACCCAACACACCCAUUCAGAUUCGGACGCCUGUUGCUAAUGCUGCCAUCCCUUCGCUACGUACCUUCAGAACGAGUGGAGGGAAUGUUCUUCCACAGGACGAUCGGAAACACCUCCAUGGAGAAGCUUCUCUGCGACAUGUUCAAAUGUUAA
This is a messenger RNA of Uloborus diversus, 1440 nucleotides long. It is a transcript of the gene Hr51, whose product is annotated as photoreceptor-specific nuclear receptor-like. The record is from RefSeq and is a predicted model, not a curated record. Bases 1 to 1440 code for a protein of 479 amino acids. Gene Ontology annotation, biological process: cell differentiation; positive regulation of transcription by RNA polymerase II; anatomical structure development. Lineage: Eukaryota; Metazoa; Arthropoda; Arachnida; Araneae; Uloboridae. Gene Ontology annotation, molecular function: zinc ion binding; nuclear receptor activity; RNA polymerase II cis-regulatory region sequence-specific DNA binding. The transcript is spliced from 8 exons.